This is a messenger RNA of Volvox carteri f. nagariensis, 360 nucleotides long. RefSeq lists its product as uncharacterized. The record is from RefSeq and is a predicted model, not a curated record. Gene Ontology annotation, biological process: mRNA splicing, via spliceosome. Gene Ontology annotation, cellular component: U2-type spliceosomal complex. The transcript has 3 exons. Lineage: Eukaryota; Viridiplantae; Chlorophyta; Chlorophyceae; Chlamydomonadales; Volvocaceae. Gene Ontology annotation, molecular function: RNA binding. The annotation marks the transcript as partial.
AGGGACCGCGAGGAGCGCGAGGCGGCGGAGCGGGAGGCGGCUGAGAAAGAGCGACUCAAGAACAUGACGGAGGAGGAGCGGGCGGCCUGGGAAAAGGCGAACCCCAAGGUCGCACGGGCGACCUCCCCCAAGGCCAAGUGGAACUUCCUCCAGAAGUACUGGCACAAGGGGGCAUACUUCCAGGCUCCCGACGACACUCGCGGCACCGCCGGUACCGACGACAUCUUCAGACGCGACUUCUCCGCCCCCACCGGCAUAGACAAGUUCGACAAGAGCAUAUUGCCCAAGGUCAUGCAGGUCAAGAACUUUGGUCGCAGUGGUCGAACCAAGUGGACCCACCUGUUGGCGGAGGAUACCACA